Messenger RNA from Saccostrea cuccullata (small rock oyster), 701 nucleotides. Its product is annotated as ficolin-1-like. The annotation marks the transcript as partial. Lineage: Eukaryota; Metazoa; Mollusca; Bivalvia; Ostreida; Ostreidae. The record is from RefSeq and is a predicted model, not a curated record. The transcript is spliced from 5 exons.
AUUCGUUCCCGUUCGACUGCUGGGAAAUCCUGCAUAAUGGUUUUAAUACCACUGGCAUAUACCAGAUUUAUCCCUGGGGAUCCAGUGGAAAGUCGAUGGACGUACUCUGUAAUAUGGAUGUUGAACCAAAAGGAUGGACGGUGUUUCAAUGGCGUCAGCCUUUAACUGAAAACUUUACUAGAAAUUGGGAAGAGUACAAAAAUGGUUUUGGGAAUGUCAAUGGUGAAUUCUGGCUAGGAAACGAGAUCGUUCAUCUUUUGACAAAACCACACCGAACAUUGUUUCACAUUGGUAUAUCAAGUAAAAAUGGAAGCUCUUGGUAUGAAAGAUUUGACGACAUGAAAUUAGCAUCCGAAGCUCAAAAGUACAUGAUAACUCUCGGAAGGGCCUCAGGAACUGCUGGUGAUGUAAGUUCAAGUGAAUAUGGUGGCGCUGGUACUAUGGAGGGUCGUUCCUUUACGACAUAUGAUAGAGACAAUGAUUUGUCACCUUAUAACUGUGCAGCAAAUUACAAAGGAGGAUGGUGGUUCAAUUACUGUCACUACGUUUUUCUAAAUGGACCACGUUAUUUUACUGGAGUCACCGUGUAUACAGUCCAGAACGCUGUCGGGCAUAAUCUGACUCUGAAGCUCUGUGUCUGCGUGUCUCUGCACUGCUAUGUACCACAGUACCGACUCAACAUGCGCACAGCUGCCCACUAA